Molecule: messenger RNA, 1405 nt
Organism: Erigeron canadensis
Lineage: Eukaryota; Viridiplantae; Streptophyta; Magnoliopsida; Asterales; Asteraceae
Product: protein CHUP1, chloroplastic
Exons: 2
Coding region: 102-1295 (397 amino acids)
Source: RefSeq, a predicted model, not a curated record
AACACGUUUGUAAUUAUAAUGUUCUCCAUCUUAAAUACUUUUAUCAAAAACACAUCUACAACAAACAUUGUUUUCAGAAAAUAUUAUCAAAAAAUUGAAAUAUGGAAAGCAAAGGUUCAAAAGAGUUGAUCAAGUCAAUCUUGAUCAUGGCAGGAAUCCCUAUUGCUUUUUCUGUUGCUUGUUCUUUGAUUGCUAGGAUUAAAGAUAGAAAAAAUGCUAAAUCAUAUCAGGUUCAAAUAAACGAAAGCGGUUUCUAUGGAGACGAAGAAGAUUAUAUCGAAAAUGCCCAUGAUCCAAAUCAUCUCAAAGAACAUAUUUCCUCCCUUAAGAGUAAGAUUCUAGAGCUUCAAGAGCUCGAAAAGGAGAUAGAGGUUCGGUUCUUUAGAUUCAUUGACUUGAAAGACCAAGAAUAUGCAUUGAUGGAGAUUCAAAACAGUUUGUGUAUGGAGAAAGAACGAGCUGAGUUCAUGAAAAGGGAGGCGUCAUCGAUAGAGGCAGAGAACAAGAAGUUUGAUGAAAUGGUGAUGGAAUACCUCAAAGCGGUGGGAGAACUUGAGACUUUGAGGUUGGAAAACGGGUUGCUUCAAAGAAGGGAGAAGAAGCUUUUGAAGAAAAGUAGAGAAAGUUCUAGGUUGAUUAAGAAACAAAAGUUGAAGAUUGAAGCUCAAGAAGCCCAAAUGUUGAUAAACGAAGCCGAUUCAAAAAGAAAGGAAAUCGUGAUCGAGGGAUUCGAACAUGAAGUUGAGGAAAUUCGAGGUGUGAUCAACGCUUUGCUGGAUGAGAAGAAUGAGGUUUUGCAUAAGUUAGAGAUAGCAGAAAAUUCACUUUCAUUCAAGAUUGAAGCGGAACGUAUACUCAAGGAAAACCACAAUCAAGCAGUAAAAGAGCUAGAAAACCUAAAGAAGGAUCGAGCCGGUGAACUAAAAGAAUUGAUAUACUUACGAUGGUGUCACGCGUGUCUAAAACACGAGCUGGCAAGAAGAAAUCAAAUCGAGCAAGAAAGAAAAGCUGAAGAGAAUAGAGUUGAUGAUCAUGAGCUAGGAUUGGUGGAAGAUAUAGCUCCGGAAGAGUGCAUAGCGCAUGAAUCGGACAAUGAGAGCGUGGUAUGCAAUGUCGAGCCAUUUUUCAAAUCGGGCCAAAGACAUCGAAAGAGACGAUGGUUGGCUAGGAAAUUUAGAAAAUGGGUUGAAGGAAAUGAGAAGCAUCAUGACACCAAGUGUUUUGGAAGCCAUUCUGUUGUUGAUGAGACUGAAGAGCCACAUUCAGCGGGUAGAAAAUCGUUUUCUAGUGUUUGAAAAAUUGUCUAAGAGCAUCUAAAAUAUAUAUAUAUAUAUAUAUAUUCGUCAAAGUUAUGUAACUUGUAUGCGUACAAAAGUAUUAUAUGUAACCCAUAUAUAUUCGGGCA